CCACUCUGUCACUAGCAGAGAAGCUCUGCUUGAGCACUGCUUCCGAAAUGCAGCCGGCUGGGAGGUCCACACGCCUCGCCUGAAGGAGCCGGAUGCCUUCUGGAUCAAACAUGAAUGACUUGCUGAAGGUGCCCCUGGUGCAAGUCCUCACCCUGGCAGCCCUCAGCUUGGCUGAGACACUCCUGAAAGCUCCCUUAAUCACCACUCCUUUGGAAACAGUGGAUGCCCUGGUAGAGGACGUGGCCAAGUUUGUCUGUGUAGUGGAGUCGUACCCUGAGCCGGAGAUUACGUGGACACGCAACAGCAUUCCCAUCAGGCUGUUCGACACGCGGUACAGCAUACAGAGGAACGGGCAGCUCCUGACCAUUCUGAGCGUUGAGGACAGUGAUGAUGGGGUGUACUGCUGCACAGCAGAUAACGGGGUUGGAGCAGCUGCACAGAGCUGUGGGGCUCUCCAGGUGAAAAUGCGACCCAAAAUAACCCGACCACCUGUAAAUGUGGAAAUAAUAGAAGGCUUAAAGGCUGUUCUUCCAUGCACUACAAUGGGGAAUCCAAAACCUUCUGUUUCAUGGGUCAAAGGAGAAACAGUUGUAAAGGAGACUGCUCGCAUUGCUGUCCUCGAUUCAGGGAAUUUAAGGAUACACAAUGUUCAGAGAGAAGAUGCAGGACAGUAUCGUUGUGUAGCCAAGAACAGUCUGGGCACAGCCUAUUCGAAACCCGCAACUGUUGUAGUGGAAGUGUUUGCCAGAAUCUUGAAGGCUCCCGAAUCCCAAAAUAUCACCUUUGGUUCUGUGGUGACCUUGCGGUGCACGGCGGCCGGUCUUCCAGUCCCUACUGUCACCUGGCUGGAAAAUGGGAAAGCUGUUUCUGCAGGGUCUAUAAUGGAAAGUGUCAAGGACAGAGUGGUUGAUUCCAGACUGCAGGUGUACGUCACCCGACCUGGCCUGUUCACUUGCCUUGCCACGAACAAACACAGCAAAACUUUUGGAGCUGCAAAAGCAGCAGCAACCAUCAGGAUUUCAGAGUGGAGCAAGCUGUACAAGGGUGAUGCAGGUUACUGCAGCACUUACAGAGGUGAGGUGUGCAGUGCUAUCUUGGCGAAGAAUGCUCUUGUUUUCUUCAACUCCUCCUAUGCUGACCCAGAGGAGACCCAAGAGCUGCUUGUGCACACUGCCUGGACUGAACUGAAAAUGGUGAGUUCAUUCUGCCAACCGGCUGCUGAGUCUCUGCUGUGUAACUACAUCUUCCAGGAGUGCAAUCCCUCCGGAGCUGGGCCAGCUCCAAAACCAGUGUGCAGAGAGAAUUGCCUUGCUGUAAAGGAUCUCUACUGCUUUAAGGAAUGGCUCUCAAUGGAGGAAAACUCUCAGAAGGGGAUUUACAAGCCAGGGCUGAUGUUGCUCACUCUUCCUGAAUGCAACAGACUGCCCAGCCUGCAUGAGGACCCCAGCUCCUGCACCCACAUCCCUUUCUUUGAUUUUAAGAAGGAGAAUAUAACCAGGACUUGCUACAGUGGCAAUGGCCAGUUUUACCAGGGCUGGGCCAACAUCACGGCCUCUGGCAUUCCCUGCCAGAAGUGGAGUGACCAGGCUCCCCACUUGCACAGGAGGACUCCUCAGGUUUUUCCUGAGCUGUCUGAUGCUGAGAAUUACUGUCGCAACCCAGGAGGUGAGAAUGAACGUCCCUGGUGCUACACGAAAGACCCAGCCGUGACCUGGGAAUACUGCAGCGUGCCUCCCUGUGGAGAUGCAUUGUUGUCACUAGGAACAAGAAAACCAAAUGGAGAGACUCUAAAUCUCCCCCCUUCUCCUCCCUUUUCCCCUACGUACUCCAUGACUGUCAUCAUCUCGAUUAUCUCCAGCUUUGCUCUGGUUGUGAUCUUCGGCAUUGUCACCCUGGUUUGCUGCCGUCACCGAAAGCAGUGGAAAUCCAAAAAAAGGGAGUCUGAGACACCAACGCUCACCACUCUGCCCUCUGAACUACUUCUGGACCGGCUGCACCCCAACCCAAUGUACCAGCGCAUGCCCCUUCUCCUCAAUCCAAAAUUGCUUAGCCUGGAGUAUCCCAGGAACAAUAUAGAAUAUGUGAGAGAUAUUGGGGAAGGAGCAUUUGGGAGAGUCUUCCAAGCCAGGGCCCCAGGGUUGCUGCCCUAUGAGCCUUUCACAAUGGUGGCAGUAAAAAUGCUGAAGGAGGAAGCAUCUGCAGACAUGCAGGCCGACUUUCAGAGGGAAGCAGCUCUCAUGGCAGAGUUUGACAAUCCAAAUAUUGUCAAGCUUUUAGGUGUGUGUGCUGUUGGGAAACCGAUGUGCCUGCUGUUCGAGUACAUGGCCUAUGGGGAUCUAAAUGAGUACCUGCGUGACCGCUCACCCCGCAACCUCUGCAGCCUGGUACACAGCAGUCUGGACACAAGGAUUCGCCUCCCUAACCCCUUGGCACUGUGCUGCACCAGCCAGCUCUGCAUUGCCAAGCAGGUUGCUGCUGGCAUGGCAUACCUCUCUGAGCGCAAAUUUGUGCACCGAGAUUUGGCCACCAGGAACUGUCUGGUGGGGGAGAACAUGGUGGUCAAAAUUGCCGAUUUUGGUCUUUCAAGGAACAUGUAUUCAGCUGACUAUUACAAAGCAAACGAGAAUGAUGCCAUCCCCAUCCGCUGGAUGCCCCCCGAGUCCAUUUUCUACAACCGCUACACCACAGAGUCUGAUGUGUGGGCCUAUGGAGUGGUGCUGUGGGAGAUCUUCUCCUAUGGCAUGCAGCCCUACUAUGGGAUGGCUCAUGAAGAGGUCAUCUACUAUGUGAGGGAUGGGAAUGUCCUCUCCUGCCCAGACAACUGUCCCCUGGAGCUCUACAACCUGAUGCGUCUCUGCUGGAGCAAGCUGCCCGCCGACCGGCCGAGCUUUGCUAGCAUCCACCGCAUCUUGGAGCGCAUGUACGAGAGGGCUGUGGCCAACAUGUCAAUCUGAGGGGUGUGUUUUCUUGCACUUCCUUCCUUGUCUCCUGUGUCAACCUAUCCAGAGUGACUUGGACCAGCCCAUGAGCUCCUGAGUGAUGGUGGCUUCACACAAAUCCCACUUCAGGGGAAAAGAAACAGCUCGUUCCUCUACCAAGCAAGAGGUGAACUGCUUCCCCUUAGGCACCUCCCUGGGUGGGACUGUACCUCCAAAACAACAGGGCUGACCUCUGGCCACCAAGCCAAGACUCCUUACGUUGGUGAAGGUGUACCCAUAUUAAGCAUUUCCAGGAGCACAGAGUUCCCCAGGAAAGCCAACCAAUGUUUCAGUGGUGACACUUCCCUUCCUAGUGGGUUCAUCCAUGUCUUUCUGCAUUUAUGCUCUGGGCUUUUGCCUUUUUCUUCCCUUCCUCAUAUGUUUUCAAGUAUGGUUUAAAAAAAGAUUGCAGAAUUCAAUCUUAUUUUGGGGAUAUGUUUAUUAUUUUAUUUUUGCAUACUGUUUACUAUUUUGUUUUUGCAUACUUAUCCUUUUCCAGAAAAAGGACGUUUCUGAAGCCAUAGGCCCCUUUCUUCUUCCUUUUAGCUUUCACCUUCUCGCAUGACAAUAGCACUCAUAGAGUCAAAACAGGAACCUGCAGAACCACUGGCAGCCACCUGCAUCUCAUAUUACACAGAUGGGCAAACUCCUGUCAAGCGUGAAUCCUUCCAUUUUCAAAAGUGGGAAUCCACAGUGAGGUUCAUUUAAUCUUUGUUAAGGUCUCGCCCAAAAGCUUUCCUUAAGCAUUACAUCCCAUCUUUUUUGCCUUCCUCUGCAGCAACGAGGCUGUUUGAUGCUAAGGGAGAAAUUCAUCCCAAAGACCUGGUCUUGCACCUCAUAUGUGUCUGAUGUGUAUUUGUUUGCCUCUACAGGCAGUAUGGUCCUCAAUGUGCAAAAAGCAUGGAGCAAUGCAGGCCCUCUUGCAGAAAUGUGGCAGAUUAUGUUAUUUCUCUCCUUUUCCUUUUCAAUCUUUGCCUUCUAUUUGUGGUUUUCCUUUCCUGACAGCAGCACCUAAGUCCCACUACAAUGUUUGCUGGCCACCCUUCCUGUGCUACAGCUUAGAGGCACAGAAAUAAGGAAGGUGGACAUCUGUCAUUAAUGGUCUUCAGAGACAACCAGCCAGUUAGGAGAAGACGGAAAAAAUGGGAGUUCACACUCCACCCAAGAAGUUUUGCAGACUGUUCAUCUGCAGGGCAAAGAUGAGACUGACUCAGUUACACAUAGUCUGCAGCCAACCUCCAAACACCAAAUGCUGUUUCUUUGCUAAAAGUUCUUCAAAUUGUAAUUCAUGCUUUAGUGCCAGAGAAAAUUGAAUUCCCCUGAGUACAGGUUUUACCCUUUAGCUCCUUGAGGAGUGAAGAGAAGUUGUCACAGAGCCUCAUUGCUGAUACAAAAUAAAGCCCAAGGCAGGGAUGUGCAUUAUGACUGCAGAGCAGGAGCACCAUGGAAUAAGAGUUCAGUGUGGCUUCUGUAACGGUGACAUGCUGUUUGAGUCUAUCCAAAAAGCAGUGCAGAGCAGCCAUCUCUGGGAUUACCCACAGUAGCCUUGGUUUCUGAAAGGUAAGCUUAAAAAUCUUUGCUAACUAUUAUUAGCAACAAAACUGGAAAGAAUGUACCCUCCUCUGCUGCUCUCCUGGUUGUUUCCUUCUUUUUUACCCCUUCUAAAUAACCAUAUUCGUGCUGGUCGUGGCCACAAGAGCAUAAGUUUAAUAUUUUCAGACCACUGGUGUCAAUUUCACUCAGAGCAAAGACCUUGCAAAUACCCAAGACAGUGGGAAGAAAGAGGACGUUUGGACUGCAAAAUACUGAUGUGCUAAAAGAGCCUGGAUGUUUGCACAGUGAGCAGAAAAUGACCAGUGCUGUCUUACUCAUUUAGCAGUCCUACCAUCAUGCUACUGUGACAAAACAGUUUACUGAGGUUUGGAUGGUAAAAACAAAUAAUCUCGAAGACACCUAAGCCCUAGGUUUAAAUAAAAUAGUACUGGAGUUGAUUAUGUAGCUCCUGUUGUCACAGUAUGACCACCUCACAGUGCUCAGCAUUAAAUUCUGUUAGGCUGUAUUAGCUACCUUUCUGUCCUCCCCAUUCUGAGGAGGAAGGAGUGAGGAGGCAGGUCUGGAGGAAUGGGGGGUGAGUGGCAUCCCCAGCUGAGUGGAGGUGCCUGCAGCAUCUGCCAAGCUGAGACCUAGUUUGCAGCCCAGCAUCUGCUCCAUCUCUGUAAGGAAGGGUGCACAUUAGAGAUCCUUUCAGUGCUUGAGAUGAGCAGACAUUCAGUCACUCUCUUCAGAGAGGACAGGGUCAGAUCUUGUGUGUGGAUCAUGGUGUGAGUCCAGGUACCUAGGACCUUCUCCUGAUCUGGAAUGAUUCUUGCACUAAGCAAAGGGCAUGGUAACAGGUUGCAAAACCUGCACCGCGUGCUAACGUAUACAAACACAGCCUUCUGCAGUAUGGAGGACAGCCUGCCUUUCUGCCUUCUACAAUCCCAGUGCUGACUUCAAUCAUUCACUCUCUGUUUCUCCCAGUGAGAGGACUUUGAAACCACAAUCACAGUUGUCUUCUUGUUAGAUUCUGUAAUGUCACAUGCUUGAAAGUUUCCCUCACCUUCUUUAUAAAAAAAGGACUCACACAAAUGUGGAAGGAUAGUCCUUUUCAUCAUAUUUUCCUAAGCCCAAACCCUUAUCGCAGUGAUCCCAUAUUCAGAACAACAGUGGAAAAUUUGGUUUUCCUCAUCCAGCAUUCCAGCCUUUGCAUUAUAAGCAGGCACAGAAGUGUGUGAUAGUCAGUUACUGCAGGUCAGGAUGAAAAAUGCUCCCUGCGUUGCAAGAGGGAAGAGAUCAAGACAGUCUGAGAGGCUCUCAGCAACAUGCUCUCCAAGGAUGGUAACUGUUUCUGCGUACCAAUCCAGCAGGAGGGUUUAGCACCUAAAUGGUGGUGUCCUUUGAGGAUUAAAUGAUAGGCAGAACUUCUGCUGCCUUGGCAUGUAGCUGGAUUUUACUGUUUCCUCCUGCUGUACAUUUUUUAGCUUGCUAAAAGCUGGAGGUUGAACUGCUUUCAUGAUAUGCCCUCUUUCACAAAUAUUUUUUCUUCUCCUUUUGUUUAAGACUUCUGCUGUCUUCACUGUGUGUUAUACAGUGUGCUACUCUGGAUUCUUCCAGACUUUCUGUACCGCUAUCACAUAACACAAAUAAUUUUGAAUGAGAGUAAACAAAGGGAUUAUGGGAGAGUAGAAGAGAAAGGAAAAUCUGUUACUCAAACAGUUGUUUGGAAGCAAAAAUAUUUUGCUUCUAUAAUUUAGAUUUAUAAUUCAUGCAGAUAAAGAGAAUGAACCAAAUAUGGACAUUUUUGUGUUAAUUCUUGAACAUGCUUGUGCUGCAGCGUAGAGCACUUUUCUACAUCUAGCCCUGCCAGGACUGGCCCAAAAAAUAUGAAAUGUUUCAUGAAUUUGCAUGUUACUCUUGUGCAAGGGCCAUGCCAAUAUACUAAUUUAAAAUGAACAUUUUUGGUGCUUCGGUUCCCAUUCUCACUGAUGCCAGAGGGAGCCUUGCAGUCAGUGGCACUUGAUGAGAACCCUGAGAAGAAGAGGAUUCGCAGCCCAUUUGAGGUACCCAUUCCCUCUGCAAGUGUGUUUGCAGCACAUACACAUACACAUAUACAGCUCGUCUCAUUUCCCCAAGGGUACAUACUAGUUACUAUUCUGUAAUUGUAUGUUAUACAUUUUAUGAAUAAUUGCUUUGAAAGAUGUCCCCAGCAGAGAUGAACAUUUCUCAUCUCAACUUGUGUAACUCAUGUGUGCAAUAUUUUAUAAAAUAAAGAGGUAUCAAAAAGGAUAAUACUAAUUCUGUUCUCUCUGUUCUCUACCUCCUUCAGCAUGGUUUUGUUUUGCUUUGCUUUGUUUCCUGAAAAUGGAUGCAUUUAAUUUUAUUAAAAUAUACUUGUUAUA
Messenger RNA from Pseudopipra pipra, 6916 nucleotides. RefSeq names its product muscle associated receptor tyrosine kinase (gene MUSK). The record is from RefSeq and is a predicted model, not a curated record. Gene Ontology annotation, cellular component: plasma membrane; signaling receptor complex. The coding region runs from base 93 to 2954 and encodes 953 amino acids. The transcript is spliced from 17 exons. Gene Ontology annotation, molecular function: ATP binding; transmembrane receptor protein tyrosine kinase activity; Wnt-protein binding. Lineage: Eukaryota; Metazoa; Chordata; Aves; Passeriformes; Pipridae. Gene Ontology annotation, biological process: positive regulation of kinase activity; multicellular organism development; positive regulation of neuron projection development.